CAGUUUCCAGCAAUGCCCAAGAAGAUUCUCACCGUCAUUGGGGCAACCGGCAGCCAGGGUGGCUCUGUAGUUGCAACUCUUCUCAACCACCCCAACUACACGCUUCGAGCCGUCACUCGCAACCCGCAGGGUGACAAAGCCCGUAGCCUGUCCGCUCAAGGCGUGGAGGUCGUCUCUGCAAAUCUCGACGAUGUCGAGUCUCUCAAGGCCGCCUUCCACGGCUCGCACGCCAUAUUUGGCAUGACCAACUUUUUCGAGUCCCUCAUCGUGACUCACUUUGACAUUGACAAGGCCGCACGCAUCGAGGCGCAGCAGGCACGCAACCUGGCCGACGCAGCGGCCGCCACACCGAGUCUGGAACACUACGUCUGGGCCACGUUACCCAACGCGGCACGCAACACGGACGGGCAGUGCGACGUGCCCUACUUUGCGAGCAAGAACGCGGGCGGCGACGACUACAUGCGCGCGAACCUGCCCGAGCUGUGGGCCAAGACGACCUCCGUCUGGGUCGGCUGGAACGCAGAGAACAUGACAUGGCCUCACUACACCCCUAACCCUAUCGUGACUGCAGACGGCGGCGAGUCCGUAGUGUACUAUUCGAAUGUGCCGCCCAGCACGCGCUUUCCGAUGCUCGGGAGCGUCGCGUCCAACUUUGGCCUGUGGGUGAGGGCGAUUCUGGAGCAGCCACACAAGACGCUGCCUGGCAAGGCGGUCGCUGCGAUGGGGGAGUACAUGCCACUCGAGGACGCGUUGACCACGUACAGCAAUGCAUCAGCCCGAGCAUACGCCGGUACGGCGGCCGGGGCCGAGCCGAAGAAGCCGAGGACGCACAUCAUUCAAGUCAGCGAUGCCACGCUCGCGGAGCUGUGGCCUGUCUCGGGCAUCCUGAUUGCCAAGAUGCACCGGUACAUGGCUGCUCUUGAUGGGCGGUGUUUUACCAGUGUGCACGGCGACAUCGAGGUGCUCACAAGGGCCGAUCUCGAUGGGCUUGAGGGCCUGGCGAGCACAACAAAUGGGCUCGAGAAAGUGGCGGCAGCGACGCAUAAAUAA
This is a messenger RNA of Microdochium trichocladiopsis, 1050 nucleotides long. RefSeq lists its product as uncharacterized. Lineage: Eukaryota; Fungi; Ascomycota; Sordariomycetes; Xylariales; Microdochiaceae. The transcript has a single exon. Bases 13 to 1050 code for a protein of 345 amino acids. The record is from RefSeq and is a predicted model, not a curated record.